AUGGCCUCUCACGACCCUGUCGCUGGUUCUGCUGACCUCUUCACCAAUCAAGGUGAAGGUGAAGCUAAUCGGGCUGAGCUCAAGGAUCAGGAUGAUGCCGCCUUGCUGCGGACCUUGGGUUACAAGCCGGUUCUUCAUCGGACAUACAAUUUGUUCGAGAAUUUUGCGACCACAUUCGCUGCUCUUUACUUUGUCGGUGGUGUUCGCGUUACUUUCAGCACUGGUAUUGCCGCCGGUGGAAACCUGGCCUAUUGGACUAGUUAUGUAGUGACCAUGGUGUUCACGUUCAUUACUGCUGCUGUCAUCGCUGAGGUUUGUUCGGCUUCUCCAUCCGCCGGGUCAAUUUACUUGUGGGCCGCCGAAGCUGGUGGGCCUCGAUUUGGCCGACUCCUUGGCUUUAUCGUCGCCUGGUGGAGUACAACGGCUUGGACGACCUUCUGUGCAAGCAACACCCAGGCUGCAGUAAACUACAUGCUUUCGGAAAUAACCGUAUUCAACCUCGAUUUCCCAUCGGACGUAAGCAGUGUCAAAUUCCGUGCAGUCCAGUGGAUCUGCACUGAGGUCUUGCUUGCUCUGGCCGCCCUGUUGAACUUUUUGCCUCCUCGAUAUUUCAGAUAUGUCUUCUGGUGGUCCGCUGCAGUCGUGAUGCUCGACUUUGUCCUGAACCUUAUCUGGCUGCCCAUUGGCACUGCUCAAACCUGGGGAUUCCGUACCACCCAUGAGGCCUUUAUGACCACAUACAACGGUACCGGGGCUCCGGCUGGCUGGAACUGGUGUCUUUCUUAUCUGGCUACCGCUGGUAUUCUGAUUGGAUUUGAUGCGUCGGGUCACGUUGCAGAAGAAACCAAGAAUGCCUCUAUCACUGCUGCUCGCGGUAUCUUCUGGAGUACCGUUGCCAGUGGGUUCGGCGCCCGACGCCGACACACUUAUGGGCUUCGGUUCCCCCAACCCUUCGUGCCUCUUUACGCCGUGGUUCUAGGCAAGGGCGGCCAUAUCUUCAUGAAUAUCAUUUGCAUUUUCGCUUUAUGGCUGAACACCGCAAUUGCCAUCAUCGCUGCCUCUCGCCUUGUCUUUGCCGUUGCCCGUGAUGGUGUACUCCCCUUUGCGGGUUGGGUUUCCCGUGUAAAGAACGGUCAGCCACGGAACGCAGUUAUUGUUGUCUGGGCUGUCGCCGCUAUAGUCACUUGCUCCAUUCUUCCAUCCUCCACGGCUUUCACUUCUCUCGUCUCGGCAGCCGGUGUUCCCAGUGCUGCAGCUUACGGUUUGAUCUGUUUGGGUCGGCUGCUUUGCACUCCGAAACGGUUCCCGAAGCCGCAGUGGAGUCUCGGCCGCUGGAGUAAGCCGUUCCAGUUUAUCGGUGUCUUCUGGAAUGGCUGGGUUGUCGCUAUCCUGUUCUCGCCCUACGCGUUCCCUGUCACUGCCGAGAACUUGAAUUAUGCCCCCAUUAUCAUGGCUGGAGUCACCAUCUUGGCAUUGAUCUCCUACUUCGUGAUGCCUGAGAGUGCCUGGCUUCCUCGUGAUCGCAUCACUCACUUCAUUGAUAGUAAGGGUGCUGUUGAGACUGUGGAUGAAGUCAGCUCCGACCAUGGUGAAUCGAGCACUGGUCGAUGA
Messenger RNA from Penicillium mononematosum, 1611 nucleotides. RefSeq names its product putative amino acid permease. Bases 1 to 1611 code for a protein of 536 amino acids. NCBI's taxonomy places the organism in Eukaryota, Fungi, Ascomycota, Eurotiomycetes, Eurotiales, Aspergillaceae. Gene Ontology annotation, cellular component: membrane. The transcript is spliced from 10 exons. Gene Ontology annotation, biological process: transmembrane transport. Gene Ontology annotation, molecular function: transmembrane transporter activity. The record is from RefSeq and is a predicted model, not a curated record.